This is a messenger RNA of Penicillium paradoxum, 186 nucleotides long. RefSeq lists its product as uncharacterized. The record is from RefSeq and is a predicted model, not a curated record. Lineage: Eukaryota; Fungi; Ascomycota; Eurotiomycetes; Eurotiales; Aspergillaceae. The coding region runs from base 1 to 186 and encodes 61 amino acids. The transcript is spliced from 2 exons.
AUGGAUGACGUGAGCGUUGACAAUGAAGCCCGAGAUCCAGAAGGAGCGUUGGGAAUCCGAAGUCUGAUUCUUGAUUGCCUGAAGAUUCCCGCCAACUUUGCGCCGGUCUACUUUACGUCGGAUGUCGCCUGUGUUUCUGAUUGCGAUCGUACCAAAACCCUUGAUCUGAGAAUUGAGAAUCCAUAA